Messenger RNA from Leptopilina boulardi, 3632 nucleotides. RefSeq names its product octopamine receptor beta-2R-like. Lineage: Eukaryota; Metazoa; Arthropoda; Insecta; Hymenoptera; Figitidae. The coding region runs from base 1605 to 2906 and encodes 433 amino acids. Gene Ontology annotation, molecular function: octopamine receptor activity. Gene Ontology annotation, cellular component: membrane. Gene Ontology annotation, biological process: adenylate cyclase-activating adrenergic receptor signaling pathway. The record is from RefSeq and is a predicted model, not a curated record. The transcript is spliced from 5 exons.
UCGACUUGAUUCAGUCGCGGUCGAACCGCCACACAGCGAGCUUUCGUUGAUUUAUACACCUUUGAUGCAAAGCUUUCGCGGGGCUGCAAAAGCUUUCGGUUUUCACAUACACACACACAAAUAAAAAAAAAGUUACAGUGAAUCGACAAUCAAUUCCCUGCCUCGUUUCUAUAUUUGAUGUUUUCAGAUUUAAAAAUGGAUUUAAAAAUAUUUCAAUUUUGAGCAUCUUUCAAAAAAAAAAAAAUAUUAAAGAUUCAAAUAUAUAUAUAUAUAUUUCUCCAAAUAAACAAAAAUCAAAAAUUAAUUUCUACAUCAAUGUAACAUCAAAAAAAAAGGAAGUAAUUACAAUUUUUGCCCAGUGAUAGUGUCAGUGAUUUAAAUUAAAAAAUUACCAAAAAAAAAUUUUUUUCUUUUCUUUUUAAAAAAAGUGGGGAAAAAAAAUUUCAUUUGAAGUAGGAAGUACACUGUACAGUGAAAAAAAAUUUCUUUGAGAGAAAUUCUAGUGCAAAAAAAAAAGAAAGGAAAUUUUUUUUUUAUUUUUUUUUUUUUUGUGGAUAGGGAAACUCAAUUGAACAAAAAAAAAAAGGAAUUCUUUCUAUAGGGAGAAUUUGAUUAAGAAGCAAAAAAAUUUCAUUGCGCAAAGGGAAAUUCAAUCGGAGAAAAAAGGAGAAAAUUUUUUUCGAAACAAAAAAACCCUAAAAGAGUUUAUUACAAAUAGAAAAAUUGGAGAUGUUUAAUUAAAAAAAAAAAAAAAAAAAACUUGAAUAAAAAUGCCCUAAAAGAAAAUUUUCUUGUGAAUAUAGUGUUUUUGUGAAGAAAAAAAAGUGAUUUGCAAAAAAAAAAAAUUGAAAAAAAAAUAACGUGAUUUUUCCAGUAUUGUAUACUGGAGUUCAAUGAGGCAUUCUCGUGUGGUUUGGUUAUCCAAAUGGGAUAGAUUUUUUCCUUGUACACGACGCAAGAGAAGGCAUGAUUGUUCCGUGCAAGUGUUCAACUAAGAUAUCGUGUGAUAAUGCGAUAUCAAAAAUUCAAUUAUUAUUAUUUAAUAAAAAAAAUUUAAAUUUCAAAAAUUGUGAGCGUUCAAUAAUAAUAAUAAUAAUAACAAGUGUAUGGUGUGAACACUGCAUUUAUAUUGUGAGGAAAAUCUCGCGAAAGAGAUUGACUUUUUGCAAUAUCGACAGUCAUAAGAAAAAAUCAAGUAAAAGAAAGAAAGAAAGAAGAAUUGCAGUGAAAGAUAAUUUCUUUUUCAGAUAAAAAUUUGAACUGAACACCGACUGUCAAUAUAGUAAGUGUCCAAAAUAUAUGAAGUUUCCACUGUAUCAAUAAUUGAAGUUUAAAUAUUCACGGCAUUAUCCGUCCUCAUGGAUUCACGAAAUUUGGAACCUGCAUUUUCGUGUUCAGUUCGAAGCAAAAUUACGAUUAGAUGAACAACUCCGUGGGGAGUAAAAAAAACACACACACCUCGUCAGUAUUCAUCAAUUUCGCGAAUCAUGAAAUCGUUAAUCGACAGCCAAAUGAUUAUCAAUUCAUCAGUGACUUAAAUUUUGGAUUUCAAAUUGAGAUUUAAAAAAAAAAAAAAAAAAAAAACAUUGAAAUCGAAAGAGAGAAUGUCAAGUAGUUCAGAGUCGUCCGAUGUCUCUGCAACGAGCAUGACAUUAUCAGAAAUGUUGACAGAUAAUCCACGUGAUAAUAGCACAAAUGACACACUAUCAUCGCUUGAUGAACCAGAUUUGCCAAUAGCAAUUUUAAAAGGAUGCAUUCUUGGUUCAAUAAUUCUCUCGGCUGUUUUUGGCAAUCUUCUCGUAAUGGUGUCCGUAAUGAGACAUCGAAAAUUACGUAUUAUAACAAAUUAUUUUGUUGUUUCAUUGGCUGCAGCCGAUAUGCUCGUUGCAAUGUUUGCAAUGACAUUUAAUGCCAGUGUACAAGUGACUGGUCACUGGUUAUUUGGCUAUUUUAUGUGUGACGUUUGGAAUUCAUUGGACGUUUAUUUUAGUACAAGUUCAAUUCUUCAUUUAAUGUGCAUCUCAGUCGAUCGUUAUUAUGCUAUUGUAAAACCUCUUAAAUAUCCAAUAAAUAUGACAAAAAAAGUUGUAUGGUAUAUGCUAUUUGCAUGUUGGCUAUCACCAGCUGUUAUAUCAUUUGUGCCAAUUUUCAACGAAUGGUAUACAACAUCAAAAAAUAGCGCCUAUCGUCAUGAACAUCCUGAUGUUUGUGAAUUUAUUGUCAAUAAAGGCUAUGCAAUACUUUCAUCGAGCAUAUCAUUUUGGAUACCAUGUACAAUAAUGACAUUGACAUAUUUUGCAAUAUUUAAAGAGGCAAAUAAACAAGAAAAACAAAUGCACAGUCGUUUAGGUACGGCAAUGUUGCUAAGUCAUCGGCCAAGUAAAGAUAUGAAUAAUAUUAAUGGUGAAUUAAAUAGUGGUGGUUCGUCAAAAACAUUAACGCUCAACGAAAUUAGCACAGAUCAUCUUCAUACACCUACUAAGGAUAAAAAUAUUAUGAAAAUGAAAAGGGAGCACAAAGCUGCAAGAACAUUGGGUAUUAUUAUGGGAACAUUUAUAUUAUGUUGGCUACCAUUUUUCUUAUGGUAUUUAAGUACAAGUUUGUGUGGUGAAGAUUGUGAAACGCCUGAUGUUGUUAUUGCAUUAUUAUUUUGGAUUGGUUACACGAACUCUGCCCUAAAUCCAUUGAUUUAUGCAUAUUUCAAUCGUGAUUUUCGGGAGGCCUUUCGAAAUACAUUGCAAUGCGCUUUUUGUUCAUUAUGCCGUAAUGAACCUUCCGAUUUGGAUGCUCUUGAUUUUCGACGUCCCUCGCUAAGGUACGACGAUCGAACCAAGAGCAUAUACUCUGAGACCUACAUUAAACACAUCGACCGUCGAAGAUCUAGUGAAUUCGGUAGCAGUCUCUGAGACGAAACCAAAUUUAGAUUUUAAGUAUAAUCUCAAAAUGAAAAGAAAAAAAAUCCCCUCUCCACCCCCCCCCCCCCACCCCUAAUCCACUUCCUUCAAUCCCUCGUUUACUAUCUUUUUCUGAUCACAUCGAGAAGCGAAAAAUCUCUCCCGAUAAACUCGUAUAAUUGCCAAAAUAAAUAAUCGCGAUGUUUGCGCAUUAGUUUAUAAUCGUAUAUUGCCAAAGUUAGCUUUAUAAGUGAGCUUUAAUAGCCAAUGACGCGUUUCACGAAAAAAAAAAUUAAAAAAAAAAAAAAAAAAAUGAUCGAAACAGGGUUGAAGGAGAUUUAAUGAUAAUAAUAAUAUUUCAAAUAUAAAUUUGCUAAAUCUCCUUCAAUAUUCCAAAAGCCCUUUACGAAUGAAAUCUUGCAAACGGCACAUAAUUACGCGUAAUGCUCAAGAUUUUUAUUUUCUCCGUUUUCAAUUAUUAUUUUUUGAAUUUUUAUUAUUUCUUUCAUUUGAAAAAAAAAAUAUCUUCUUCAUGGGAAAAACAAAUACUUUAAUUUCUACUUCUUACGUUCGAUAGAAAAAUGUAUUUUUUAUUCUUUACAUUAAAUUAACAUUAAAUUAAAUUAUAAAUUAAUGUAAAGAAAUUUAAUGUAAAUUAAAUAUAAAUUAACGGCAAUGUUAAUUAACAUUACAAAAAAUAAAUUAAAAGUUUUUACAACAAAAAAAAUUAUGUAUAAA